CACACACACACACACACACACACACACACACACACACACACACGCACAAAAGCCUUUAACUCCAAAUAUUCAUAUUUCUGAGCGGUUCCCUCAGCUUCUCACUCUGACCCCCACUCCUUUGCCAAAUCUCGCGGGAUAUUAAAAAAAAAAGAAGAAGAGGAGGAGAAGGAGGAGGAGGAGGAGGUGGGGGGAGACAUUAAAGGCACCCAGGAGGAGCCGCCUUUAUGAAGAUGCUAAUGUGUGACCGCGGCAUCCAGAUGCUCGUGACGACGGUGGGCGCGUUCGCCGCCUUCAGCCUCAUGACCAUCGCCGUGGGCACCGACUACUGGCUGUACUCGCGCGGGGUCUGCCGCGUGAAGAGCAGCGGCGACAACGACACGAGCCGCAAGAACGAGGAGGUGAUGACGCACUCCGGCCUCUGGCGGACCUGCUGUCUGGAAGGAACAUUCAGAGGUGUGUGUAAGAAAAUAGAUCAUUUUCCAGAAGAUGCCGACUACGAAGCGGAUGCUGCUGAAUACCUCCUCCGUGCUGUGCGUGCCUCCAGUAUCUUCCCCAUCAUGAGUGUGGGUCUGUUGUUCAUGGGGGGGCUCUGCGUGGCAGCCAGUGAGUUUUACAGGAGCAGACACAAUGUCAUCCUGAGUGCAGGGAUCUUCUUCGUAUCUGCAGGUCUCAGUAACAUCAUUGGAAUAAUUGUCUACAUCUCAGCCAAUUCUGGUGACCCGGGUCAAAGUGACAGUAAGAAGUCGUACUCGUAUGGCUGGUCAUUCUACUUUGGCGCACUCUCCUUCAUCAUGGCUGAAAUGGUGGGUGUGCUGGCCGUGCACAUGUUCAUCGAAAAGCAUCGCAAGCUACGAGCCAAGUCCCGCACCGAGCUCAUAAAGAAGUCCGCCUUCAGCCGCAUCCCCUCCUAUCGCUACCGAUUUCGGCGUCGCUCCAGCGUGCGCUCCUCCGAAGCCCCGAGCCGCGACGCUUCACCGCUGGGGAAAGGCGGCUACACGGGGCCYGCCGCUUCUGAGAUGCCCAUGUACACGCUGAACCCACGGGAAGCCGGCAACGCUGGUACCAAACCAGUUGGUGGCAUGGCCGGGCUACUCAACUCAGAGAUGGAUUUCCUCCAGAGCAGCACGCUCACUAAAGACUACAACAAGGACCCCAACCGCAGGACCACACCCGUCUGAGAGAAGCUGGCUGUAGAUAUCGUCCCAAUCAGAGAAUCAAAGAGGUGGAGACGUACAGUGGGGAACUGAGAAUGACAGCAAGCUUAUAGAGAAUAUGAGGGGUUACUGGAAGUUCGAUAACCUAUGACUGUGAACAUUUAGCCUUUGAACUGUGAAUCCUUUGCCCUUUGAGAGUUUCUUAGUGUGUAGCAGGGUUGGUUUUGCUGGAGAAGUUGCCCCCAACUCCACUUUACCACAUAUCACUAUAUAUAGCUGUAUCUGUAGCUCCUUAUUCAUUUCAGCACAUACGGGAUUUUUGUGCUCAUAACUCAACUUCCUGGUGUUUUCAUUAAGUCGGGGUGGGGGGGGGACUUUGUGGGUUCAUUCAGGCGAGUGGGUACUUGUUUGGGGCAACUUCUCCUAGCAAAGAAAAAAACUAAACUAAUGUGAAUUUGAGGAGAAUACAGAAGCGAUAACAAACACGUUGUGGAAUCUCUUCAUCACUUUUUGGAUCCCAGUAGAGCUGGAUCCAAUGAAAGUACGACUUAGAGCUUUAAGUUGACCAUCUUAAAGCUCUAAGCCAAAGCAGAGGGCUUAAUUUGUUUAAGUUCGGCUGUGUUUCGGAAGAUAAACAGAUGAUUUGUCCAUUUUAUGGCAGUACGUUUGUGCCGUUAGUGGUCAUUUUCUACACCGCUUUCAUAUUUGUUUGACUUCAUUGUGGAAAAACUCCCUAAUUUUCUGGACUGAAACUGAAUUAAUCUCAUUCAUAGUGAUGUUCAACCCCGACUCUCUGACCCUAUCAUAUUAGUGGCUGGAGUGGAAAAGGUUUGACUCAAAAACAAAAACAAAAAAAAAAUUAUGAAACUUUUAGACAGUAACAUUCGAUCCAUUGGUGCUUCCUCAUGGUUGAGUUCUCUGCCACAUUUUGAUGUAUUUAUUAUUUCUACCUAAAACAUGGAGAUGAUUGGAUAUAUGUCUGUUUUGCCUUCACAAA
Molecule: messenger RNA, 2151 nt
Organism: Austrofundulus limnaeus
Lineage: Eukaryota; Metazoa; Chordata; Actinopteri; Cyprinodontiformes; Rivulidae
Gene: cacng3b
Product: calcium channel, voltage-dependent, gamma subunit 3b
Exons: 4
Coding region: 225-1178 (317 amino acids)
Biological process (GO): postsynaptic neurotransmitter receptor diffusion trapping; neurotransmitter receptor internalization; neurotransmitter receptor transport, postsynaptic endosome to lysosome
Cellular component (GO): postsynaptic density membrane; AMPA glutamate receptor complex
Molecular function (GO): voltage-gated calcium channel activity; channel regulator activity
Source: RefSeq, a predicted model, not a curated record